GCUCUAUCAAUAUUAGUUGUGUUAUCGAAAUGUUAUCGAAAUAUAUUAUUUUUACAUCUGUGCAACAUUUCACGCAAGAGCAAUGAAAAUUAAGUCUUCAUAUAACUGUACAAACUUAUUUAGAUGAGGAGGAACAUUUGUGAAUUAAUCCUGACAUAAAUUAGUCACACUGUUUGGGCGCAAUAAAAAGAAUAGCUUAAAAUGGUUAUGUUUAAUAGCUCUAUUUGGUUUAUUUGUUUUCACUUUUACACAACAUUCAAGACAACUAAGUUGGAAAUAUAGUAACGUCUUUGUUAAAACAGAAGGUUGUAGAAUUCCAUUUAUAGAUGCAUGGGACAAUUCAAUAAAAAAAUUCAUAAAGGAUGUGAAACCGCCAGUUUGCAACAAAGGGAUUCCGCCAUUAUUCGGUUUUAAUUUUACUUCAAUUUUCUUGAUUGAAUCAUCUUUAGAAGCGUACAAUAUUACUCAGACGAGUUUGCUUACUUGUUGUUAUCAAAAUGUGAUCAGGGAAAAUCCAAAACCAAACGAGAAAGACGAUAAAAUGCGUAUUGGUAAAAUCUGUACACCUGUAAAUGAAGAUGUAGUAAGCAUUAAGGAUGAAUAUAUUAUUCUUACAUGUCAAUAUAAUAAAACUGAAGUAUAUAAAGAUGUAUUUUGGUUUGUACCUUCUAAAAUUGACAAAGAAAAACAGAAAAUAUUUGACGUACACCCUUUAAACGUUUUAAUCGUGGGUUUAGAUGCAGUAUCCAGAUUAAAUUUACACAGACAAAUGCCCAAAACUGUCGAUUACCUCCAUAGGAUAGGAUCCAUAGAACUGCUUGGUUACAAUAAAGUCGCCGACAAUACAUUUCCGAAUCUAAUACCAGUGUUGACAGGGCAAUUUGAGAAGGAAAUUAAAAAAACGUGUUGGCGAAGGAAUAUUCAUUUCGACAGCUGUAAAUUUUUAUGGGACAUGUAUAAGGAAAGAGGAUACAUGACCUCAUUUGGAGAAGAUUCAACGUCGAUUGGUUUGUUUAAUUUGGAGCGUAAGGGUUUCAUAAAUCAACCUACCGACUAUGCAUAUGGUUACUAUAGUCGUAUAUCAGAAAAAGAAAUUGGGAAUUCGAACAACCCUACUGUUUUUGAAUGUAUCGGGUCUAGAGAUAUUUAUAAAGAUCUUUUAAAUUAUAUGACGAGUGUUACGUUAAGAAUGAAAAUGGAUGAAACACCGUAUUUUGCCUUUUACUGGGGAGCUAGUUUAUCCCAUGAUUUUCUAAAUAAACCCAGAAUUGGUGACGGAGAUUAUUUAAGUUAUUUUAGUAAUCUAAAGGAUCAAGGUUAUUUAGAAGAUACUAUUUUAAUAUUUAUGAGCGAUCAUGGCAUACGUUAUGGUGAUAUUCUUGAAACGUAUCAAGGUAAAAUGGAAGAGCGAAUGCCUUUUGUAUUUAUAAGACUUCCUGAAUGGUAUAUUAAAAAGUUUGAUCAGGCUUAUAAUAACUUACUUGGAAAUGUCCAUAAACUAACUACACCUUUUGAUUUGCACGAAACAAUAAAGGACCUACUCGAUCCGUACCAACUGACGGCUAAUUAUUUAAAUAAUAGGGAGACAGCGAAUCUACGGGGAAUUAGUUUAUUUAGCCAUAUUCCAGAAACAAGGACUUGUGAAUCUGCUGCCAUUGAUGCCCAUUGGUGUAUAUGUCAAGGGAGUGUUGAAAUAUCAACUAAGCAGACAACGGUAGUAGAAGCGGGCAACUAUAUUGUUUCUUACAUGAAUAACCUCCUUGAAGGAUAUGCCGAAUGUUCUAAUUUGGUUUUAGAUCAAGUUGUCAAUGCCAGACUUAUGAUACCCAGUAAAACAAUUAUGAGAGGAAAAUUACAAUUUCAAGAUUAUAUGAUAACAGUUAGAACUGUACCAGGAGAAGGAUUAUUUGAAAAUACACUAAGGUAUUAUACAGAAAGUAAGAUAUUCAAUGUAACAGGAACAAUUAGUAGAUUGAAUAUGUAUAAAAAUCAGAGCGCAUGUAUAAAUAAUUACCAAUUGAAAUUAUAUUGUUUUUGUAAAUCUUUAUUAUGAUAAUUUAGUUAUAAUAUAAGUUAGGAGUAACUAUCGUAUAGAACAAUGGUAGACAAAUUUGAGAAAAGAAUUAUGUCAAUAGUUCUGCUAAAACUAGAACAUUUUUCUGUUAUUUCAUCAUAUUGUUAAUUUUACUGAUAAUGAACUGAUUAAGAAUAUAAUAAUCUGAUAACGUAAUUUUGUAAAU
Molecule: messenger RNA, 2240 nt
Organism: Aethina tumida (small hive beetle)
Lineage: Eukaryota; Metazoa; Arthropoda; Insecta; Coleoptera; Nitidulidae
Exons: 4
Coding region: 542-2053 (503 amino acids)
Source: RefSeq, a predicted model, not a curated record